AUGAGAUCCCCCACCUCCGUAAAAGAAGUACAAAAGCUCACGGGGUGUAUAGCUGCUCUAGGAAGAUUCCUUUCAAAGUCCGCGAACAAAUGCUUACCUGUCUUCAAAACGAUAAAGCAACAGAAAUUCGAAUGGACCGCGGAAGCAGAAGAGUCUUUCCGCCAGCUUAAGGAGCACCUAUCGGCCUUGCCAAAACUAGUUUCGCCCAUCAACGGGGAAAAGCUAGUCUUAUAUGUCUCUGUCUCCGAAUACUCGUUAUCCGGAGUGCUUGUGACGGAAAGGGAAAAGAAGCAGCUCCCAAUAUACUAUGUGAGUCAUGCAUUCCGUGGCUCGGAAGGGAACUAUUGCGAAGUGGAAAAGCUAGCAGAUUUCGGCAUCGAGUACGAACCUCGAACAGCAAUUAAAGCACAAGCUUUGGCUGACUUUAUUACUGAAAGCACUUCCCCCCCUCCUGCUGAACUCAAUCAAGAAUGGAAAUUGUAUGUAGACGGGUCUUCAACACAAUCGGCGAGUGGGGCCGGGCUCCUCAUUGUGUCUUCCGCCGGGGUCCGUAUGGAAAGGGCGGUCAGAUUCGAGUUCGCGGCAUCCAACAAUGAGGCCGAGUACGAAGCAUUACUGAUGGGGCUGAAAAUCUGCUAUGAGGCAGGGGCUAAAAAAUUGGCCGCAUUCUCUGACUCCCAAUUAAUAGUGGGGCAAGUAAACGGGGAAUUCGAGGCUAAAGAUGAUAGCAUGAAAAUGUAUCUGCAGCAAGUGAAGGACUUUGUUCCGAAGUUUGAUAAGUUCACGUUGGAGCACAUUCCACGAUCCCAAAAUGACCAAGCCGAUUCCCUAGCAAAACUUGCCAGCUCCGCAGAUACUUCCGCGGCUCGUGAUAUAAUCUGGGAAGUGCUCCCUAACCCCAGCAUCAACUUCAUGGUCGAUACCAUCGACAGAUCUGAAACAUGGAUGGGGCCAUACGUUAAGUACUUGCGAGAUCAAAUGCUCCCCCAGGACGACAAUCAAGCCAAAAUGCUCCAGAAGAAGGCCAAAUGGUUCGAACUUCACGAAGGAACGCUCUAUAAAAAGUCAUACACAUCCCCUUCUGAAAUGUGUUGCUCCCGAAGAAGGAAACUAUAUCCUACGCGAAAUACACGAAGGUGGAUACGGAAUACACCAGGGAGUGCGAACUAUCAUUAG
This is a messenger RNA of Amaranthus tricolor (Joseph's coat), 1176 nucleotides long. RefSeq lists its product as uncharacterized. Bases 1 to 1176 code for a protein of 391 amino acids. Gene Ontology annotation, molecular function: RNA-DNA hybrid ribonuclease activity; nucleic acid binding. Lineage: Eukaryota; Viridiplantae; Streptophyta; Magnoliopsida; Caryophyllales; Amaranthaceae. The record is from RefSeq and is a predicted model, not a curated record. The transcript has 2 exons.